CGCGUCGCGCCGCGGCGGCGUCGUCUGGGUAGUGCACGGCGGCGUGGCCAGACUCACCGACUCGACCAUCGACGACUGCCACACAUACGACGCCUCACCCACGUGGCACUCCUCGAUGACGCUCCGCGCUCGCUCUCGCCGCCUCGCCGCGCCGCCCGAGCCGUCGUUCGCGCCCGUAUCGGUCGACCCGCAUGGCACUCUGUCGCUGGCCAACACGGUCUUUAGCAACUGCACCGCCCAGACGGGCGCCUCGGCCGUCUUUGUUUCGGCGGAGGCCCACCUCCGCACGGCGAUGCUCUCGCUCGAGCUGCCCUGCCUCGCUGGCGUGCCGCCCGCCAUCCACGCCGACCGAGGCGCCGACCUCUCCAUCCGAGCGCUCAGCGUCUCGCAGCCCGACAACUGCCGCCGGGCCCCCGCGGAGCUCGCCGCGUCCGCCGUCUCGGGCGCUGCGGCUACUCUCGGCGCCGGCGUUAGCCUCGUCGGCGGCGAGCAGCCUGGGGCGGGCGAGGCGCCGGCCUCCCUCUGCUCGGCGGGCACGUGCGCCACAGACGCCGCGUGCACGGCCGACUACGAGGCGAUGGCGGACGCGCUGAUGGUGACGGCGCGCUGUAGCUGCGAGCCGCCGAACCUCCCCUCGCCGGAGGCGGCAUCGGCCGAGCUCGCGCCGUACGAGGGAGGCUGCCUGACGCCGCGCGAGGGCGUGACAGUCUCGGUGCCGCAGGCGGUGGCGGAGAACGUCGUGAUCGAGUUGUCCAAGACGUCGCGCCCCGAGACCGCCAACCGCACCAUCGUGCUGCACAUGGGCGGGUCCUCUUCUGCCGAGGCGAGGUGGACGGUCGACGAGGGCGCGCUGCCUCCGUGGCUCUCCGUGUGGCCAACCUCGGGCGUACUGCCCGCGGGCGUCGACAAGGCGGCGCUCUUCACCGUGAGCGCCUCCUCGGCGCACGUCGCCGAGCAGUCCGAGCCAUACACCGCCGCCAUCAACUUGACGGUCUCGUCGCAGCGCACAAAGCUGUUUCGCGUGCCCGUGCUCGUCAUCGUCGCGGUCACCACGAGCGCGAAGCACUCGAUGUGGGGCGAGGCGCGGCCGACCGAGGAGGGCAGCUUCGAGUGCGAGCGCGCCGACGCGCCCCCGCCUGUCGAGCUCGAGGUGGGCGAGGAGCGCGAGGUGGUCUUCACAGCUUGCGACUCGGAGGGGCUCCGCGUCGCCCACUCGCUGCCGUCGCUGCGCUCGGAGGCGGUGGCCGCCGCCGGGCCGAACGCCUUCCACGUCGAACUGCACGACCGCGAGGGUCUUCGAGCCGCACGACCGGCGGAGAUGCUGUACGCCUACGUCUCGCUCGGCAGGUACAAGGCGACGGUGGCUUCGCCUCUUGUCGGUGACCUCGACCUGCUGCUCUACGUCGACGGCGCCCUGGUCGACUCUCGCCACGUCGUGGCGCGCUGCCCGCCGUACCUGGUCCCGCUGCCCGACCGCUCUUGCGGCUGUGACACGAACCUCGAGCCGGUCGGCGGGCUCGCAGAGUCGCAGGGCUGCCGCCCAUGCUACAUGGGCUACCACAAGGGGGCGCCUGGCAACGGGUCGUGCCAGCCCGACACGUGGCCCAUCAUCGUCUCUUCCGUCGGCGGCGCACUCGGCCUCGUGAUGAUCCUAGUGCUCGUCAUCUUUGCGCGUCGCAUCUACCAGCGCCACCUCCUCGCCAUGGCGGCCGCCGAGCGAGAGGGCGCCGAGAAGCGGCGCCGCAUCCAGGAGGCGGUCAAGGGCGUGACCAGCCUCAAGUUCCCACUGUCGGUGAUGCCGCUCUCCAAGCUGCGCGAGCAGGGCCGGCUGAUGCCGUACGAGGAAGCGCGCGACGCGGGCGUCCUGCGCUGCUGCGACACCAUGGAGGCGGCCGUCAGCUUCGCCGCCGACCACCCGCUGGUGUUUGUGUCGCACCAGUGGCUGUCGGCCAGCCACCCCGACCCUCACUCGCAGCACUACCCCAUCAUCCUCGAGGCGGCCGAGGCGCUCUGCGCGGAGCACGGGCUCGACCCGAGCAAGCUGCACCUCUGGCUCGACUACCACAGCAGUGAGCGCGCCGGCCCACACCCCUCCUACUGGCGGGCCCCCUGUUCUCCUUCGGCCACCCUGACCGCGCUGCCCGCGCUGCCCGCCGCCGCAGUCCCACAGGCCAACGAGGCGACCAAGUGGCUCGCGAUCGGCUCCAUCGCCCUCUACGCCGCCUGCUCGCACUUCUUCGUCGUCGCGGCGCCGCACGCGCUGCACGUCGACUCGAGCCCUCCGCGCCGGGUCGACGCAGAGACGUACCUGCGGCGCGGCUGGUGCCGGCUCGAGCAGUGGGCCUUCAUCGCGAUCAACGGCACACAGCAAAUGUACGUGUAUGAGACGUCCCUCGCGCGCAUCGCGGAGCGGCGGCGGUGGAUCGAGGAGUCGGUCAACGUCUUUCAGGGCGACUUCACGCUCGAGUCGGACAAGGCGCACCUCGUCGACGUGGUGCUCGGGCUAUACGGGCUGGCCGUCGUCGCCGCCAUCGAGCUGCGCUACCGCUCCGUCCGCGCCACGUCCGUCUCGAGCAGCGGCGGAGAGGCCCGCGUCACCGCCGUCGGCUCGCGCGCGACUCGCACGUCGCAGGAGGUCUCGUCGCGUCAGCUGACAGAGCUCAUCACGGAGAGGCGCGAUUUCAUCUUCCCUCCGGAGCACUUUGGCGACCUCGUUGACCGGCUCGAGGAGGAGCUCGAGAACGCCGCGCUUGAGCGGUUCGGCUCCGAGGCGGGCGUGAGGACCCCCUCGCCGGUGAGGGCGAGCGGCGACGGGCCGCGGCGAGCCAGCCACUGCGCGGCCAGCCAAGCCACCCGCUACGCCGCCUCGCCGCCCCGCCGCGUCUCGUUUGUCGACCCGCCGCCGCCAACGGGGGGGAGGCGGAGCUGCGGCGCGGCGCCUCCGCCGGUGCAAGUGCCACCUCCGCCGCGGCGCUUCAGCCUCGGCUUCGCCGGCCUCGCCGGCCUGCCGCCGCUGCAGGGCAUGAGCGGCAAGCCGCAGGAGCGGCGCAGCUCGGGGACGGCGCGCCAGCUGGCGCCGAUGGCUCCCUGGAAGGCGGGCGAGAAGGAGGGUCGCGGCGUCUACCGGUUCGCCGACGGCGACGUCUACGACGGCGAGUGGAAGGCUGGCAAGUACGAGGGGCGCGGCGUCUACUGGGGCGCGGCGUCUACGGUGCAGAUCAACGGCGUGACGGCGGUCACGCCGACAAACGAUGGGCGGCGACUACUGACGGGCGGUGCCGAUGGCAAGGUGCGCGUGUGGGCCGUCUCCAAGGCGCAGCAGGUGAUGGUCGCCUCGAUGCAGGAGCACAAGGGGCCAAUCUUUUCGAUUGCAAUCCGCGCCAACGACUCGGAGUGCGUCUCGGCGUCGGCGGACGGCUCAUGCAUCGUGUGGGCACUUGCUGGCCUCACGCCCUACACGCGAGGUGUGGCGUACUGCGUCGGCAACGCGCACUCGAGUGCAGUCGCCGCCAUCAAAAUCUCCCCGGACGAGCAGACGGUGGUGUCGGUCGGCAGGGAGGGCGGAAUCAACAUCUGGAGGGUGCCAGAGGGCAUGGGCGCGGCGUGA
Molecule: messenger RNA, 3607 nt
Organism: Emiliania huxleyi CCMP1516
Lineage: Eukaryota; Haptophyta; Isochrysidales; Noelaerhabdaceae
Product: WD40 repeat-containing protein
Exons: 8
Coding region: 116-3607 (1163 amino acids)
Molecular function (GO): protein binding
Source: RefSeq, a predicted model, not a curated record